AUGGCUCUAGGUGACUAUGAAGAAAUUCUCAAGUACUAUGAAUUGUAUGAAACCAUUGGAACAGGAGGCUUUGCCAAGGUGAAGCUUGCACGACAUCAUCUCACAGGUGAAAAAGUGGCAAUCAAGAUCAUGGACAAACUCGCCCUAGGGGACGACCUGCCCCGUGUGAAGGUAGAGAUUGAUGCCAUGAAGAACCUGAGCCACCAGCACAUCUGCCAGCUCUAUCACGUGGUAGAGACAAGCAGGAAGAUAUUCAUGGUUCUGGAGUACUGCCCUGGGGGAGAGCUGUUUGACUACAUCAUCUCCAGGGACCGGCUGUCGCAGCAGGAGACUCGCAGCUUCUUCCGGCAGAUCGUCUCUGCCAUGGCCUACGUCCACAGCCAGGGCUAUGCCCACAGGGACCUCAAGCCAGAAAAUCUGUUGAUUGAUGGGGACCAUAACCUGAAGCUGAUAGACUUUGGACUUUGUGCAAAGCCCAAGGGUGGCCUUGAUUACCACCUGAACACCUGCUGUGGGAGCCCAGCCUAUGCAGCACCAGAGCUGAUCCAGGGCAAAGCCUACAUUGGCUCUGAGGCAGAUGUCUGGAGCAUGGGAGUGCUGCUGUAUGCUCUGCUGUGUGGAUUCCUGCCCUUUGAUGAUGACAAUGUCAUGGGGGUGUACAGGAAGAUCAUAAGAGGAAAAUACACUGUCCCAAAAUGGCUGUCUCCAAGCAGUGCUCUGCUGCUCAGCCAGAUGCUGCAGGUGGACCCCAAGAAGAGGAUCACAGUCAAACAUCUCCUGAGCCACCCCUGGCUGAUGGAAGGCUACUCUGAUGCUGUGCAGUGGCAGAGCAAAUACACACUGGGACAUCUUGAUGAAGACUGUGUGGCAGAGCUGUCUAUGUUCCAUCAGCAGAGCAGGGAGAAUAUCCUGGACCUGAUCUCACAGUGGAAGUAUGACCAGAUCUCUGCCACCUACCUCUUGCUUCAGUCCAAGAAGGCUCGUGGCAAAGGAGUUUCCUUGAGGGUUCCACCACCUCUGAGGGGCCAUGGCAGCACCACACCACCUGCAGACCCUCAGCCUGACAAAGCUGUGACCCAGGGAGAGGUGCCAGGCUGUAGUCAGCUGCCAACUCUGUUUGGAUCCAUGGAGUUUCCUGAUGCAUCUUCAGCACCUGAAGAGUCUCCCUCAGAAGAAUUUAUCCUAAAAGCUCACAGGACAAAGCAGCCUUCAAGCCAUGAAGCUGAGCUGGAGGACAGGGAAUUCCCAGCAGCCACUCCAGUGACAAGAAAAGUGGCAUCAAAGCAGGAUGAAAACAAAGAGAACUUUGAGACACAACCAGCUGUCAGGAAGGAGGUGCCACUGGGGCUGCCUUCUCCAAGGACUCCUUUCCCAAAGAGACAGCAGCUGGAGGCACAAGUGCCAAACACUCCCUUCCAGACCUGGACAGCUCAGGUGGGCAGCAGCCAGAAGAAGAGGAAAGCCAAUAUAUUUGGAAGCCUUGAAAGAAGCCUGGACAAGGUGAUCACCAUGCUGACACCAAGCAAGAAGAGGAAGUGCACUAGGGAUGGCCCAAGAAGACUCAAGGCACACUACAAUGUCACCACCACUCAGCUCCUCAACCCAGACCAAGUCUUGAGUGACAUCAUGGCUGUGCUGGCCCAGAAGCACGUGGAGUAUGUCCUCAGUGGCUACAGCUUGCGGUGCCAGUGGUGCUGGCAGCCGGGCAGGGCCUCGCUGGUGUUCGAGCUGGAGGUGUGCCAGCUGGGCACCACUGGUGCGCUGGGCAUCUGGCGGAAGCGGCUGGAGGGCGACGCGUGGCUCUACAAGAGGCUGGUGGAAGACAUCCUGUCCAGCUGCCAGCUCUGCCUG
Indicator indicator is the source of this 1851-nucleotide messenger RNA. RefSeq names its product maternal embryonic leucine zipper kinase (gene MELK). The record is from RefSeq and is a predicted model, not a curated record. Gene Ontology annotation, cellular component: cytoplasm. Gene Ontology annotation, biological process: protein phosphorylation; intracellular signal transduction; microtubule cytoskeleton organization. NCBI's taxonomy places the organism in Eukaryota, Metazoa, Chordata, Aves, Piciformes, Indicatoridae. The transcript is spliced from 16 exons. The annotation marks the transcript as partial. Gene Ontology annotation, molecular function: protein serine/threonine kinase activity; ATP binding; tau-protein kinase activity.